Oncorhynchus gorbuscha (pink salmon) is the source of this 4049-nucleotide messenger RNA. Its product is annotated as Y+L amino acid transporter 2-like. The record is from RefSeq and is a predicted model, not a curated record. Gene Ontology annotation, cellular component: membrane. NCBI's taxonomy places the organism in Eukaryota, Metazoa, Chordata, Actinopteri, Salmoniformes, Salmonidae. Gene Ontology annotation, molecular function: basic amino acid transmembrane transporter activity; L-amino acid transmembrane transporter activity. The transcript has 10 exons. Bases 268 to 1743 code for a protein of 491 amino acids. Gene Ontology annotation, biological process: amino acid transmembrane transport.
GUGAAGGAGGAGCGGGGAAAAGUAAGUGAUGACGAAGAGGCAGCCAGCAACGAUAAUCAAACAUCCAGCAUUGAGUAAGCUUGCACAUGGUGUGUCAGUCUCCUUGAAAGAAGUUCUCAAGCCUUGUUGUGUACAGCUGAUUUUAAAGACAACAUGAUGACCAUCCGUUGAGAGCGAUAGACAUCGUGGCCUUGCUUGGUGACGUGCUGCUCCCUCUGUCCUUGUCCCGGUCUCCAGCCCUGUCUCCACCCAAACCGAACAAUCACCAUGGGGAUUAAGAAAGAUGCCGACACCUUGUCGACUGGCUCCAUGCGUUUGAAGCAGGAGAUCUCCCUGCUCCACGGGGUCUGCCUCAUCGUGGGCAACAUGAUCGGCUCGGGCAUCUUCGUGUCUCCCAAAGGGGUUCUCCUCUACACCGGCUCCUUCGGCCUGUCUCUCGUGGUGUGGGCCAUCGGCGGGGUCUUCUCCGUGUUCGGGGCUCUGUGCUACGCCGAGCUGGGAACCACCAUCCACAAGUCUGGGGCCAGUUAUGCAUAUAUCCUGGAGUCCUUUGGAGGCUUUCUGGCUUUUAUUAGGCUGUGGACGUCCCUGAUGAUCGUGGAGCCAGCCUGCCAGGCUGUCAUAGCCCUCACCUUCUCUAACUACCUGGUGCAGCCCUUCUACCCCACCUGCACAGCCCCUUACGAUGCUGUGAGACUCCUAGCAGCAGCCAUCAUCGGUCUCCUGACAUGUGUGAACUGUAUGAAGGUGAAGUGGGGGGCCAUCCUCCAGGUGGUCUCUACAGUAGCUAAGGUCCUGGCUCUCAUCGUCAUCAUCAUCGCUGGGAUGGUUAAGUUGGGACAAGGCCAGACGCAGAACUUUGAGGAUUCGUUUAAGGGUUCUAAAGUGAACCCUGGGGACAUGGCUCUGGCUCUGUACGCUGCUCUCUACUCCUAUUCCGGCUGGGACACACUCAACUUUAUCACCGAGGAGAUUAAGAACCCGCAGAGGAACCUCCCGUUGGCCAUUGGGAUCUCAAUGCCCAUCGUCACGGUGAUCUACAUCCUGACUAACGUUGCCUACUACACCGUGAUGGAUGCUGAAACCGUGCUGGCCAGUGAGGCUGUGGCUGUGACGUUUGCUGAUGAGAUGCUGGGCUGGGCUCGGUGGCUGAUCCCCCUGUCGGUGGCCAUCUCCUGUUACGGAGGACUCAACUCCUCCAUCAUCGCUGCCUCCAGGCUAUUCUUCGUGGGCUCCAGGGAGGGUCAUUUACCCAACGUCCUCUGCAUGAUCCACGUCAAACGCUACACUCCCAUCCCAGCACUGCUCUUCAACGGUGGCAUGUCUCUGAUCUACCUGUGUGUGAAGGACGUGUUCCAGCUCAUCAACUACUUCAGCUUUAACUACUGGCUGUUCAUUGGUCUGUCCAUCGCCAGCCAGAUCUACCUCCGGGUCAAAGCUCCGGACAUGCACCGGCCCGUCAAGCUCUCCCUCUUCUUCCCCAUAGUGUACUGUCUAUGUAGUGUGUUCCUGGUGGUAGUACCUCUCUACAGUGAUACCAUCAACUCUCUGGUGGGUAUCGGGGUGGCUCUUUCUGGAGCGCCAGUCUACUACAUCUGUAUCCACCUGCCCCCCUCCUCCAGACCUGCCUUCCUGGGCAGGAUGCUCGACACGAUCUCCCUGAACACCCAGAAGCUGUGUCUGUGCUGUGUGGUCUCACCUGACCUAGACUUGGACAACAUCCCUGAGGAGAAGCUGGAGUAGAAGGAGAGACUAAGCCAUAGGUGGAACAUACAGCCCACCAUCACAGCUACACUCCACCGCCCUCCUCCUCCACAAGGCUUAUCGAUGAAGCAGUUUAUUCUCUUUUUUUUCUCCCAUUUUUUAAUUUUUUUAUUUAAUUGAUGUGAAUUGAUUUCCUAUGGGACUGCACAGUGAGUGUGUUGUGUUCAGUGCUAUGGUUGGCCUGAGGGAAGCCACUUGCUAGUGCUGGUGACCUGCCACAUGCAAAACAGCACAAUGUAGUUCACUCCUACUGGUUACACCUAUGGACACUGUCAAUUAUGGAAGUUGAACCAUUUGAAAAAAGCAAGAAAUCCAAAUGGAGAUUUCAACAGGACCUCCUACUGACCAUUUAGGACCUCCUACUGACCAUUUAGGACCUCCUACUGACCAUUUAGGACCUCCUACUGACCAUUUAGGACCUCCUACUGACCAUUUAGGACCUCCUACUGACCAAAGAUUGGGUUUGAAGUUAGUGGAGAUUGAAGUGUUUGUUGCUUUGUCUAGAUAUUGAAUGAGUUGGAUAUUAAAGUCAUGAUUUUUUAUUUUUUUAAAGUUGGGAGGGGUUAAUCAAAGAUACCUGUUCUAACCCAACAGUACUUUCCUUAGGCCAGAUGUGUGUGCUCGCAAAUUGCUUAUCAAUGACCUGUCUUUGACAGUUUUAGUUCUGUAUUCUCCUAUACAAGGGUCACUGAAGAUUAUUCCAUCCACUUAGUGAUGGUGUCAAGUGACUUAUGUACUGUAUGGAAACUGGCAUGGGUUGAGCCAUUAUGGAGUUGAAGUAAUGUUUAUUGGUGAACCGACUGAAUUUAGAACAAAAUGGUUCCUAUUUGGUUCUUUAGUUGUCUCUACCAAGCUACGCUAUUCUCCCUGAUAACUCACUCGUUCCCAUGACAAGAGAUUACUGUUUGUUGCCUUUUCCGUCCUGCCGUUUGUUUUAAAGCGUUAUUUAUGACCCGUUUGUCCUUGACGGACUGACGACAGUCAUUUAGUUACUGUUGCCUUUAGGCCACUUUUGAUCUCACUUGGAUGCUAUCAUUCUAUAUGACAUCACCAGUUAUUCACAUUGUUACUGUUACCAUGGUUGUCCUAUUGAUGUCCAGAAAGUAACACGUAUGCCCAUGGAUUCUUUAGAUAUUUAGCCUAUGCCGUUAUUACGCUACGGUAGCGCUCUAAGCAAUACAGCACGAGCAGGUGUGGUAUAUGGCCAAUCUAGCACGGCUUAGGACUGUUCAUAGGCACGAUGCAACGCGGCCAUAUACCACAAACCCCCGAGGGGCAUUAUUGCUAUCGUCAACUGGCUACCAACAUAAAAAUAAACUCCCAUCAGCAUUCUGAGCUCAAACCACCCAGUUCAUAACACCUUUUAUCCUAUUCAUUAUAACACCUUUUAUCCUAUUCCAAGGGUUGGCAACUUUUUUUUUUGGUCUUUUGUUUAGGAAUUUAGUUUUAAAUUCUUAUUUGAAAAUAAAAUCUCUUUUAGUAAUGCUCAAUUUGCAAACAUCGGAGCAAUACCCUUAGUACACAAAUCUACCGUAGUUAGCUUUCUCAGUCAGCGUUGAAGUCACCUACAGCGGCAUGUUAACGGCACUCGAUAUUCAAAUUAGUAAAAAUUUUAUUGACACAUUUCAAACCAGAAGCCUUUCUGAAGAACCAAACUGACUGUUACUGAUGUAGAAAUGGGCAACUGUAUAAAGGAUAUGUCCAAUGUUUUUUUAAAAUAGAAAACAUAAGCGUUUGUUACAAUUUUAGAUGGUUAUCCUAUUAAUUAAAUCUCAGCCAUAGACUUGUCAUGCAUGUCUCACUUUCAAUUGUUUUUUGUCAUCUUGUUUUAGACCUAGAAAUCCUACAACAUACAGUUGAAGUCAGAAGUUUACAUACACCUUAGCCAAAUAAAUUUAAAUUAAGUUUUUCACAAUUCCUGACAUUUAAUCCUAGUAAAAAUUCCCUGUCUUGGGUCAGUUAGGAUCACCACUUUUAUUAAGAAUGUGAAAUGUCGGAAUAAUAGUUAUUUCUUUCAGCACAUUCCCAGUGUGUCAGGAGUUUACAUACACUCAAUUAGUAUUGGAUAGCAUUGUCUAAGUUGUUUAACUUGGGUCAAACGUUUCGGGUAGCCUUCCACAAGCUUCCCAGAAUUAAUUUUAGUCCAUUCCUCCAGACAAGAGUUGAUGUAACUGAGUCAGGUUUGUAGGCCUCCUUGCUCGCACAUGUUUUUUUGAGGUCAGGCUUUUGUGAUGGCCACUCCAAUACCUUGACUUUGUUGUACAUAAGGCAUUUUGCCACAACUU